AUGGAAUCAUUCUUGGUUUUCCCCCACCAAGUUUUGGCCUCACCCUCUCCUUUCAUCCUCUGCGUGGCAACCCAUCAACUUAACCAUCUCCCAGCAUCCUUCACUCCACACUGCCACCUUAGGUCUCCACUCUCACCCAUUUCACCUUCACCAAUCACACGGGACCACGUUCUCCCCACCAAAAAACCUCACCCUUUUUCCCAACCUCUCCCCUACACCUGUGCCCCAUCAAUUCAACCUCCCAAACCCAUCUCACUCUCUCCCUCAUCCUUACAUUUCUACUUUGCCAAACCAUCCACAACACCUACACUUUCACCAAACCACCACUGUGAACCAUCCGCGCCGCGCCACCAAACAUCAUCCCUAGCCCUCACUUUCCUGCCCACUAGCGUCUCCCUCAGCCACCUCAUUCGACUCAUCACAUCACACAUCUCCACCAAAGCCCAACAACCGAUCAUGAGUCACCUAGCCUCCACCACUGCGAACCCGCAAAGCUCCUCGUCAGAGUUGCGCCCAAACAACUCGCGCCACUGCGACUUCAACCCACAAUCACCGUUAUUCGAACCCCAAAACCAUCAUAGGCCACACUUUCCCGUGCACUGA
Molecule: messenger RNA, 603 nt
Organism: Sphenostylis stenocarpa
Lineage: Eukaryota; Viridiplantae; Streptophyta; Magnoliopsida; Fabales; Fabaceae
Source: the annotation of a GenBank genome assembly